Messenger RNA from Macrobrachium nipponense, 704 nucleotides. RefSeq lists its product as uncharacterized. Gene Ontology annotation, biological process: mitochondrial electron transport, NADH to ubiquinone. NCBI's taxonomy places the organism in Eukaryota, Metazoa, Arthropoda, Malacostraca, Decapoda, Palaemonidae. The record is from RefSeq and is a predicted model, not a curated record. The coding region runs from base 123 to 614 and encodes 163 amino acids. The transcript has 5 exons.
CAUGUGAGAAUCAAUACUUACCGUUGGCCAUUUAAGAUUGCAGUGUUAUUCGGCCCCGAAACCGAAAGUCCGGUUUUUAAGUUAUUGUUUUUCAGCCGUAGAAACCGACGACCCCGUCCAAAAUGGCAGAUAGAGACACUGGUGGAGUUAAGGCCUUCCCCAUUGAGGGACCAUUCAAAAAGGAACGAGCUCGUGUUAGUGGUAUGACAGAUGCUGAUCGGGCAUAUCGUAAGCAAUGGCUGAAGGAUCAGCUCUUGGCAGAAAGUGAACCAAAACCUGUCCCUGGAUAUUAUGAAGCUCGCUACAACCCAAUAAGAAGAUUUUACCGCUGGCCUCUUGAUACAAUUUUUAAAGCUACAGUUCCAGCAUUGGGUUAUGAACGAGCUGCAAAAUAUCGUUGGUUUACUGGAAAGUUCUUAAUGAUAUAUGGUGCAGCAGUUGCAACAUACUAUUAUUUCUCAUAUAAUAAGAAUGAUUGGACACGUAAAGGUGGAUGGUAUGUACUUAAGUCCCGAGAGAGUGUCACCACAGCUGAUUCCAGAUAUCCCAUGGUUUCUGACAGGAGGGAAGGAGCUGAUUAUGCUGACCGUGGAUUUAAAGCCAGUCCUAUUUAAAGAAAUUCAUAUGUAGUUUCAGUUACUGGGAGCUGUUUCACCUUAUUUACUGUAUUAUAGAAGUGUAUAAAUAUAGAGUUUUAUAUCAUA